CAUUAAUUAAAGUUGUGGAAAUACAACAAAAAUUUACACGCGCGAAAAAAAAAAACAACUAGCAAAUAUAAAAUGUAAAUUGGGUUAAGCCUGCAAAAUAGACCUAACGUGAUUUAAGUAGAUGGUAAGCGCACUACUGUGCGAUUAGAAUUCCUUUCGCUUUUUGUGGUGCGUGCGACGCACAUUAAUACAUUACAUGUAUGUGGAAUUGAGUCCGAAAUCAAACAACAACAGCAUGGAGCCGGAUGAACUGCAUCAGGCCCAGAUGCCCGAUGUGGUGCAAACGUAUAAGACGCGGGCCAAAGUCAAUCCGGCCAAAAAAGAUAAUGAGAAACGGCGACGCAAGGAUGCCAUGCGAAAGGUGUCGCUAAUCUUACGCAAAUGCGACACUGUGCGCACAGCAGAGGAUCGACAAUUUCUCGAGAAGCAUCCGGAUAUUGUGAAAACCACGAAGAAACGCAAGGAACGCAUUGAGAUCUACAAGGAGCGCGUCGUAGAGAAGGAGGAUGAACCGCAUGUCAUUGAAGCCAAGGUGGAGCAGCUGGCCAACAUUGUGUCGCAAGCCAAACACUUGAUCUGUUACACUGGCGCGGGCAUCAGCACGGCAGCUUUGAUCCCCGAUUACCGUGGUAGCCAGGGCAUCUGGACCCUGCUGCAGAAGGGCAAGGACAUAGGCGAACAUGAUCUGUCCAGUGCCAAUCCCACCUAUACGCAUAUGGCGCUGUACGAGCUGCAUCGUCGCCGCCUGCUGCGUCAUGUGGUCUCCCAGAACUGCGAUGGAUUGCAUCUGCGUUCGGGUCUGCCGCGUCAAUCGCUCUCCGAGAUCCACGGCAAUAUGUACGUGGAGGUGUGCAAGCAUUGCAAACCGAAUGCCGUAUAUUGGCGACAGUUCGAUGUGACCGAGAUGACUGCUCGCUAUUGUCACAAAACGCAUCGGCUGUGUCAUCGCUGCUCGGAGCCACUGUACGACACCAUUGUGCAUUUUGGCGAGCGAGGGAAUGUGAAGUGGCCCCUCAAUUGGGAUGGUGCGACACAGCAUGCGGAGCGAGCGGAUGUUAUACUCUGUUUGGGUUCUAGUCUCAAGGUGUUGAAGAAAUACACAUGGCUGUGGCAGAUGGACAAACCAGCGCGUCAGCGUGCCAAGAUUUGUGUGGUGAAUCUGCAGUGGACGCCGAAGGAUAGCAUAGCGAGUAUUAAAAUCAAUGGCAAGUGCGACAAUGUGAUGGCGCAACUGAUGCGUGUGCUCAACAUUACGGUGCCCGUGUACAGCAAGGAGAAGGAUCCCAUCUUUGCUCAUGCCACUCUACUGAUGCCCGAGGAGCUGCACACAUUGACGCAGCCGUUGCUGAAAACUGCCGACGAGGAGGAGGCGGGGGAUACACAAUCCUGCACCACUACCACCGAGGAGACGCAGGAUUCGAUUAUAUCUGGCGAUAGCUAUAGUGAUCUGCCCAUUGGCAAAGGUCCGCGCAUACGCACGCCCAUCAAGAACGGGCAUCGCAUCAAGACGAAUCUGGAGAUGCGGCAAAAGUUUGCGAGAAACGUGGCAGAGAUGCCGCAGCCAGAGACUGAAGUGCAGCUAAAGACAGAGAUGGAAACUGAAGUAAAAACAGAUAUCAAAGUGGAGACUGAAUCGCUGCCGCCUUGUGAGCUGAAAGAGGAACCAAAAGAGGAACAGCAGCUGCCUGAAACUAGUCUGACAGAGAACUGCAUCAAGCAGGAGGAGGCAGAAGCGCUGCCCAAGCUUGAGCUGCUGACGCCCAAGAAAGAAGAGCCACCCGGCGAACUGACCAAUGGUCAGGAUCACAAGAUGGCUCCCAUGGAGCUGCCCAAACUAGUCGCCAUACAACAGAAACCCAGUCUGUGCCUGCUGCCCAUGGAGUUGCGCCUAGAGGCGCGUCUGGAGCCCACUGUUGGCAGCUUGGCACCCGUUCAGCUGCCACCGCUGGUGCCGAUUGGUGCGCCACUCUACACACCCUUUGUGCAGCCCCAGACACAAAAUGGACUGCCGCCAGCACUGCAAGCACUUAAUCUACAAAGCGAUAGCGCCACCUGCUCAGCAGAAUCCAACACUGACUACGAUGAGGAUGAGGAGGAGGAAGAGACGGAGGAGCAGUGUGACAUGGCGCAAAUGGAUUUGCUGCGACGACGGCACAGCGAUGGCGAUCAUGAGCUGCUCCUGCAACUGCCCAGCUGGUAUGAUGCCAAGUAUGCGUACUCUGGACUACACAGCAUUCUGAUACCGCCACCAUCGGAUCUCAACAUCUGGAACACGCAGGUGGUGCCGAACUUUGCCAUGAAUCGUUCGGCGGCCGGCUGUGAGUUCUGCUUCGAUCGCUAUGCGGAGCUCGACUGUCAGUUCUACAGUCGCUGGCAUCUCAAUCAGCGCAAGCAUAAGAAACGAGCGCGCAGCGGACGCUUUGUGGUCUGCGAAUGCUGUCCGACCAGCGACGAUGGUGAUGAUUACGAUGAGAACAUCUCGUUGGCGCACAUUGCGGCCGCCGAGACAGCGAAGCGGCGACUCCAGCUGAGCCACAGUUUUCCACGCAAGCUGGCACGCACUCAGGCUGGAUGGUAUGGCAAGGGCUAUAAGAAGGGACGCAAGCGGAGGUAGAUGCGAUUCCAGAGAUUCCAGCCCCCUCCUCGAAUCCAUUUCGAAGCCGAUGCAGUUCGCCAAUUUAAUAGUAUUGUAGCUGUAAGCCUAGUAUUAAUUGUAGUUUGUAGUGUCGUCGCUCGCAUUAACUGUUUAAUUGUGUAAUUUUAAUAUUAUUUGUAUGAAAUGUGCUUACAACAUCACUGAACACAAUCGAUUGGAGAGUAUUCUAUAUAUAGAUAUAUAUAUUGUACAUGUUUGUCGAAUUGGUCCAAUUUAGUUUGUAAGUUGUGUGUAAUUUGAUCAUGCUAUUUUUUGACAAAAUCGUUUUUGAGAUGUGGUUCAAGCACGUUUGUAUUUCUAUUUUUUUGUAAUCU
Molecule: messenger RNA, 2970 nt
Organism: Drosophila nasuta
Lineage: Eukaryota; Metazoa; Arthropoda; Insecta; Diptera; Drosophilidae
Gene: Sirt7
Product: sirtuin 7
Exons: 2
Coding region: 197-2614 (805 amino acids)
Cellular component (GO): nucleus; chromatin
Molecular function (GO): NAD+ binding; histone H3K18 deacetylase activity, NAD-dependent
Source: RefSeq, a predicted model, not a curated record